GACGUGAAGCACCACCGCACCCCCCGUAGACCAACGCGCAACACCGUCCUGCGCCUACGAGACAUUGCAAUUUUGCGUCGACCUUCGCCAACGACGUUCUUGCCUAUUACUCCCCGCCCAGUUCGCGGCUACUCGACGGUCCCCAAGCAUGCGCCCUCACCCUUGAAUACGAACGCCGAACUCGUUGCUGCCGGCCGCAGCACGCCCAGCCAACAUGAGCGGGUGGAAAGAAACCUUUACAGCCGAGGGCAAGCCUUAUUACUACAAUUCAGAAGGUGAAACGCAAUGGGAGAAGCCAGACGGAUUCUCGCAACCUACCACCCCUGCAACGCCUGCAGCCCCUCAACCGGACGGCGCGGGUGUAUGGAGCGAGGCACAUGCCGACAAUGGCAGGCCGUACUACUACAACACUGUUACAAAGGAAACGAGAUGGGAGGCACCUCCUGGCUUCGUCAGACCACUGCCGGUUGCCCGUCCUGCCCCAGCGUUUGUUGCCGGCGGCGCGCAGAACUUUGAGGACGAUAAUAACAACAGCAACAACUAUCGCCCCAGGGAGCGUCGCAGGGAUGACCGUGAUCAUGGUCUGCCGCAGAAGCUUGGUGGAGGCACGCCGUGGGAGCAUAGACAAGACAAUAUGGGCUUCCGCGGAGCCAUGCCAAUCAAAUCUGACGAGCCCGAAUACUCCUCCUACGAACAAGCCGAAGAAGCGUUCUUCAAGAUGCUGAACAAGCACAACAUCUCCCCAGACGCCACUUGGGAAUCAGCGCUGCGUGACAUUGUACGCGAUCGCGAGUACCGGGCUCUCAAAGAUCCAAAAGAGCGGAAGGCAGCGUUUGAGAAGUACUGUGUUGAGAAGCGUGCGCAAGAGAAAGAGAAGGAGAAGGAGCGCCGUGAAAAGCUGAGAGAGGACUUCCGCAAGAUGCUGAGCACGCACGAAGACAUCCUACACUACACCCGUUGGAAGACUGCGCGACCGAUCAUCGAGCGCGAAGCCGUGUUCAGGGAGGCGGGGAACGACGAUGAGCGACGACACCUGUUCGAUGAAUACAUCUUCGAGCUGAAGAAGAAGCACGCCGAGGAGGACAUGGCGCAACGCCAGAGCGCUUUGCAAGAUCUCGAUGCCUUGCUACAAGCGUUGGUCGCUGACCCGAACACCAAAUGGGAUCAAGCACGUGAGAGUGUCACGAAUAACGAGAGAUUCGUCACGGAUCCAAAGUUCAAGACACUCAACAAUGUCGACGUAUUGACGGCCUUCGAUAGCCACGUCAAAUCUUUGGAUCGUAUCGCGAAUGAUGCAAAGCAGCGCGACAAGCGACUUCAUACUCGGCGAGUACGUCAAGCUCGCGACAGUUUCAAACAGCUCCUGCAGCAAAUGCACAGUCAAGGAAAGAUUAAGGCCGGGACGAGGUGGCACGACUUCCAUCCUCUCAUUGCCGAGGAUGAACGAUACCUCAACCUCAUCGGAACACCUGGAAGUAGUGCUCUGGACUUAUUCUGGGACGUGGUCGAGGAAGAGGAGCGCAAGAUUCGAUCCCUACGCAACCACGCACUCGACGUCCUCGAAGACAGGCGCUACGAGAUGACGUUCGACACGACUCAUGCCGAGUUCGCAGCGAUCAUGCGUAGGGAUCCUCGUACUGAUCAAAUGAGCGGAGAUGAGACGAGCUACAUCUUCGAAAAGCUCAUGGACAAGAUCAGGAAGCGCGCCGAAGAAGACCGAUUCGCCAACGAGCGCCACCAACGCAAGGCCAUCGAUGCCCUGCGCAGCGUCAUCAAGCAUCUAGACCCCCCGGUCCGCAUCAACGACACCUACGAAGACGUAGCGCCAAGGCUGCAAGGCUUUGAAGAAUUCAAACUACUGGAAGACGACGCCGCGCGCCGCAACGCCUUCGAAAAGCACCUGCGACGCCUCAGAGACAAGGAAGAAGACGCGGAGCGUGAUCGCGCGCGCCGCGAUAGGGAUCGCGAUCAUCGCCGCACCGAGUCCCGGCGUGAUGGAGAACGUGACCGCGAGCGUCGUCACCGCACCCGCACCCCGGAAAUCGACGCGUACGAAGCUGAUCGGCGAAAAGCGAUGGCGGAUCGCGAGAAGCAGUAUCGCAAGACAUCCUUUGGACUAUCUCCGCCGCCUCGCGACCGCAGAGAUGAGCGCGACGAUCGGUAUCGCCGACAUGAGCGGGAGGGGUUGUCAGGGUAUGAGCGCGAGCGGCGGGAGCGUGAGAUGGAGCGAGAGCGCAGCUAUACCAGCCGCGCAGAUCCAAGGGAUAAGGGUAGGACCCUCGAUUACGGCGACGACGAUGUUGUCGGGAGCCGGCCGGGCUCGGUGAGGAAGAGGCGCGAGUCGGAUGGUAGUGGGAGUGGACGGCGGGAUGUCAAGCGAACCCGUCGCGGCCGGACGCCCGAGCCGAUGGAAGCAAUGGUCAAAGAGGAGUCUCCGGCUUUGCAGAGCGGUAGCGAGGAGGGCGAGAUCGAGGAGGUUUGAAGCGUGCUCCAACGGCGAGAGGCAGUUCUGUCAGGCGGCUAACCGGUCGAUCACAUCGAAACCACAAAGAGUAAUGGACGCGAGAUGGCAGGGAGGUGGACAUGGAAACGCCAUAGGCGAAAAGCAAGCUUCUGGUGGCCAUGAGCUGUUCAAGUGGCAUCUUUGAGCUGGUACACCUUACCCAACUGCGCGAGCUUCACUGAAACCCCCGUUCAGGUCCGGCGCUCUCGAUGGUCAGAAUUCGACCUCUCGCUUAAGGACGACUUCGGACUACGACUGGUCACUUUUAUCGUGAUUGCAGCUUGCUGAGCAUCACGUACUUGCACUAUGCCGUGCGCUUUUCCAGAACCGCUAAACACGUGAGGACAGCGAGUGUGCGAGCCAAUGUGAGAUGCGCGACAAAGGCGGUGGAGCAA
Molecule: messenger RNA, 2898 nt
Organism: Neohortaea acidophila
Lineage: Eukaryota; Fungi; Ascomycota; Dothideomycetes; Mycosphaerellales; Teratosphaeriaceae
Exons: 3
Coding region: 215-2482 (755 amino acids)
Biological process (GO): mRNA cis splicing, via spliceosome
Cellular component (GO): U1 snRNP; U2-type prespliceosome
Molecular function (GO): protein binding; RNA binding
Source: RefSeq, a predicted model, not a curated record